AUGGGUUUGAUUGAUCUUGUUAUCUCAUUUCAUUUGCCAGCUUUGCUCAAUAGCUUUAUCAUACUCGCAAUCACAGGGAUCGCAUUGCCUUCCAUUGGCGACAAUCUUUACUCGGGAAGCAAAGAUGGAACCCUCAGAGUUUGGAAUUGUCAUACUGGAUUAUGUGAGAGGGUCAUCAACCUCGGCGCUGAAAUUUUUUCAAUGAUUCACGAGGGGCCUUGGAUUUUUAUGGGCUUUCAAAAUCUUGUUAAGGCCUGGAAUUGUCAAAAGGAUGUAGGAUUCAAUUUAGAUGGACCUAUUGGUCAAGUUUGCGUGAUGGAUUUUGGCGACGACAAAUUAUUUGCUGGGACAGAGAGUGGGCAAAUACUGGUCUGGAAACUUAAUUCUGAAAGUGAAACUGAUAAUCCCUUUCAACCGGAGAUCGCGCUUGAAGGUCACACUAAUGGAGUAGUUUGCAUAACUAUUGGUUAUAAGAUGUUGUACUCUGGCUCUACGGAUGGUACAAUAAAGCAAUGGGAUCUUGAUACUUUACAAUGCCUUAGGACGGUGAAGAGACAUUCUAGUGCAGUGAUGUCUCUCGCUUGCUGGAAUAAUUAUCUGGUUUCUUGUUCAUUGGAUGGGACAAUAAAGGCAUGGGAUUAUACGCAAGAAGGUGACUUGGAAGUGUGCUAUACGCACGAGGAGGAACAGGGUGUUCUUGCGCUUGGUGGGAUGAAUAUCCCUGUGAUGCCGAUGCCGAUGCCGAAUCAAGACCAAAGGCGUGAUAUUUUGUUAUGCUCACGCGACGAUCAUUCUGUCCAUCUAUAUGAGCUACCAUCUUUUGAGAAGAAGGGACAAAUAGUUGCAAGACAAGAAGCUCGAUCAAUUCACAUCCAAGAUGGCACCGGAGUCUUUUUCAUUGGAGAUGCGACUGGCAUUAUCACUGUGGGUAAAAUCACACAAGUGUACUCUGAUUGAUGCCCACUUUUGUUUCAUUUGCUCCGAGCCCAUGACAUGGGCUAUAGCUGUAACUAGCAAACAUUGUAUAUAUAUAAGUUUCAUACGUAGCUUCUUUAAGGUUGUUGGGAAACUAA
Messenger RNA from Morus notabilis, 1073 nucleotides. RefSeq names its product zinc finger CCCH domain-containing protein 48. The transcript has 7 exons. The record is from RefSeq and is a predicted model, not a curated record. NCBI's taxonomy places the organism in Eukaryota, Viridiplantae, Streptophyta, Magnoliopsida, Rosales, Moraceae. Gene Ontology annotation, molecular function: protein binding. The coding region runs from base 1 to 957 and encodes 318 amino acids.